AUGUUCUACACAUUGGUAAAUGGUAGCCAGAAGUUUUUCAGGAAGAAUGAACUGUUGCCCUACCGUUACAUCGUUGUAUUUCGCAUUUUGGACUUCUAUUUUGGAUUCUUUGGUAUUCAACACCCAAUAUUUGAUUUCCUGGCACGGGCCGGUGUUUUUGGCUGUGGUGAAGCUUUACCGGCAGUUGAGUAUGCUUACUUUUGGAAGAAUUUGGUGAUAAUUUUUGAAUCCUUCUUUGUCUCGCUGAUAUCGUCAGUGUUGUUGAAACCAUCCCGUAGUGCAUUUUUUGACAAAUAUCCAUCAUGUCGAAGCGUAGCCUCCUCGGCAGCAACACACGAAAGCUGUACUUGA
Molecule: messenger RNA, 351 nt
Organism: Enterobius vermicularis (human pinworm)
Lineage: Eukaryota; Metazoa; Nematoda; Chromadorea; Rhabditida; Oxyuridae
Source: the annotation of a GenBank genome assembly